AGGCGAGACAUGGGACGAAGUGAGCUCAUCUCGGUGCCAUUCCAGAGCUGCCUGCAGACUCAUGUAAGGAAAUCAAGGCGAGUGAAGGUGGACAAGCGGUCAGCGGAUUAUACUGGUUGAAUUUCAUCAAACCUGACACUCCUGUCUUGGCUCACUGUGACAUGAAGACCGAAGAUGCUGACGAGUGUAAUGCCUUUAUCCGUGUUUGUGAUGAGAACGCCGACUGCAAAAACACUCUGGGAUCAUAUCGCUGUUCUUGCAAAACCGGUUUUUCUGGCGAUGGACAUACUUGCAAAGAUAUUGAUGAAUGUGCCAGUGGUGAACACGACUGCCACGUUUCAGCUUCAUGUACCAAUACUGAGGGAUCCUUCAACUGCUCAUGCAACCAUCUUUACGUAGGGGAUGGAAGAUCUUGCAUUAUUCUCCCAUCAGAAUGUCAGAACUGUCAAAGUCUGACAGGGGCAGACAGAAGGAUAAAUUACACCAAUCAAGACACGAUUUGCGAUAAUGGACUUAGGGGAUGGUACCGUUUUCAAGGAGCAGCAGGUACAAGAAUGCCCACUUCAUGUCCCCCUAAAAACCGAUGUAACUCCCAUGCACCCGGCUGGGUAAAUGGCACGCAUCCCGCAGAGGCUGAUGGUCAGGUCACCAGGACGGUUUGCUUCCACUGGUUGUCAGACUGCUGCUACAAGUCAAGUUCCAUCAAAGUGAUAAACUGCGGCGGUUACUAUGUUUACUACAUAAAUGGCACACCCACAUGUUUCCUCCGCUACUGCAGCACAGACUAAAUAGAUGCUGGUUCAGCAACAUAUUCUAAGGAAGCUGUAUUGUCCUUUGAUUUUGUCGGGACAAUUCUAGUUUUGUCUACUAGUGCGGAUAUAACAUAAACUCUACUACUAUAGUCAUCUUUCAAACCGGCAGU
Messenger RNA from Stylophora pistillata, 922 nucleotides. Its product is annotated as uromodulin. The record is from RefSeq and is a predicted model, not a curated record. Gene Ontology annotation, molecular function: calcium ion binding. NCBI's taxonomy places the organism in Eukaryota, Metazoa, Cnidaria, Anthozoa, Scleractinia, Pocilloporidae.